CCUGUGACGCCAAAAUGCGGUUCAUUCCAUUUGCUUUCGGCCUUAUGGCCAUAUCUGUUGAUGCUAUGGCUACCCCUCGAGACGUCCAAACCGUGUCUGUCCAGCUCAGCAACGAUCAAUCUGGGGCUAAUGAUAACGCCGAUGUCGCCGCUGACGGUAGAUUAUGGUCCAUCCAAUCUCUCUGGCGCCAUAGCUCUGUGGAUAUGAAUGGCUUCGUUACUGCCACGAGCGCCCAGCUUACUAGCUUCCAGCAAACGACCCACUGCAGAAUUAUUCAGAGGCCCAAUGUGGAUACAGAGCUCGAUGCAGAACACACUUGGGUCUCGCUUAACCAGGGAAAGGGGAUUCAACUUAAGGUGGCAUACAUUACAUGCAGCGAUUAGUACUUUACAGUCAGUGAAAGUCGCAAAAUUAUGUUCGCGGGGCUUUG
Molecule: messenger RNA, 430 nt
Organism: Aspergillus caelatus
Lineage: Eukaryota; Fungi; Ascomycota; Eurotiomycetes; Eurotiales; Aspergillaceae
Exons: 1
Coding region: 15-383 (122 amino acids)
Source: RefSeq, a predicted model, not a curated record